Glossina fuscipes is the source of this 2774-nucleotide messenger RNA. Its product is annotated as alpha-(1,3)-fucosyltransferase C. NCBI's taxonomy places the organism in Eukaryota, Metazoa, Arthropoda, Insecta, Diptera, Glossinidae. The transcript is spliced from 2 exons. Gene Ontology annotation, molecular function: alpha-(1->3)-fucosyltransferase activity. Gene Ontology annotation, cellular component: membrane. The record is from RefSeq and is a predicted model, not a curated record. The coding region runs from base 183 to 1406 and encodes 407 amino acids.
GGCGGGGGGAAAAAAGAGAAGCACUGCACUCAUGUGAAAGUUAAUUAAUUCUAGUCAAUAGGAUUGGAUCGAUCGAUUUGUAACUUAUUAGUUAUUGCCUGGAUACAUAAACUAAUGGUUAAAAACGGAUAAUUUGUUGUUAUCAAUUAAAAAGAGAGUAUAAUAUAAAGAAACAAUAACUAAUGAUCAUAUAUCAGUGCAAAAAACCGAAACUCAUAAUAAUUUUGUGUCUAUUAGUUUUCGUUGGUCUAUCAAUUUGCAUAUAUAUUGACUACAUUUUGCCUGAAUUCUAUCAAUAUCACUUGGUGCGGAGUUAUGCCAACAAUAAUAAUAACAAUAAUAAUAAUGCUGAUGGCUCAAUCCAAACGCGAACUCCUAUCAUAUUAUUAUGGAAUGAUUUUUUCGGAGAUUCGCGCUGGAGUUUACGCAAAGAUGAUUUAAUUCCGUCCCAUUUACGUAAUCAACUUAAGUGUCCUGUCUAUGAAUGUAUGAUAACGAAUCGUAGAGAAUAUUUACCCGCAUUAGAAUUGUAUGACGCUGUGGUGUUUCAUGUCGCACAACCACGUUCCAUUAUAAAAUCGGUGCCUUCUCGCAGAUCAUCAAAACAAUUAUAUAUAUUCGCUUUAAUGGAACCACCAGCAGAGACUAAACACAUUUUACGAAACGAAAAUGGUUUUUAUAAUUUAACUAUGACUUAUCGCUUGGAUUCCGAUAUAUUAUGGCCUUAUAAAUGGAUAAUGGAUAAAGAGACUGAAAUGCGUGUCGCUCCCGCUGAAUUCCCGCAAUGGCGUAAACAAUUUGUACAUGAAAAUGAUGAUGACUUUUUAAAGAGAUUGUGGCCGCAAAAAGUCAAAUUUUCGGCAUGGUUCGUCUCGCAUUGCAAGACUUUAUCGGAACGAGAAGAAUUGAUCAAACAAUUGCAACAAUACAUCGACAUAGAUAUUUAUGGGAAAUGUGGUAACUACAGUUGUCCGCGCAGUUCAACUGACUGUAAUCGUUUACUUGAUGAAAAAUAUAAAUUUUAUUUCUCAUUCGAGAAUUCUGUAUGCGUCGAUUACGUUACCGAAAAGCUCUAUAAUAUUAUGGAAUAUAACGUUAUACCGGUGGUCUAUGGUGGUGCCAAUUAUACACGUUUCGCGCCUCCUCAUUCAUAUAUUAACGCUGAAGAUUUUGAAAAUCCAAAAGCUUUGGCCGACUACUUAUUGUACCUGUCACAGAAACCUGAUGCUUAUAUGCGCUAUUUUUGGUGGCGUCACUAUUAUAAGCUCAUCAAUUAUUCGCCAUUUUGUGAUAUAUGUAAGAAACUGCAUGAGCCCAAUUAUCAUUUGAAAACCCAAAUUUACGAAAAUAUUGAAAAAUGGUGGUUGGGCAACAUGUGUCGCUUUAAGAUGCGUAUUAAAUUCUAAAAUAUAACAUAACUUGUAACUAAUAUUGUAAGUGUUAUCGUUAUAUAGAGCUUAAGUUAUUUAAUUAAAUUUGUUCUAUCUUUUCCUUUAUAUAUAAUAAAUCAAAUAAGUAUAAUAUGUCCAAAUUCAAGAUAUUAAUCCGAAGCAAAUGAAGCGAUAACAUAACAACUCUAUGUAUCUUCAUAGAGUUUUAUUUAUUUAUUUAUUUUUUUUUUUUUCGAAAGGGCAGCAGAAGUAUAUUAAAGUUGAUGACUUUUUUGUUAUUUUUUUAUACUUUUUUGGAAAAGAGAUCAUAGUGAGCUUGGUAGGAAUCCAUUUCACCAUCUCUUUUAUGGUCGAAUUUACAAACUUGUAAACUAUAGAGUUUGUAUAUGCUCUUGGAUCAAUUCUGUAGAUGAAAAUUAUUAACAAGUCGAUUUUGGUCAAAGGGAAAGUCGACAAUUUUUGCAAUAAUCUACUGUCGGCAAUAAAGGCUUCGAUCAAAUAGAAAUCAUAUAUGUUUCCUAGCUGAUUUAGAAACACUGUACGGGGCCACGGCCGACUCUUAUGUACAAUAUCAAACCUGGAAGGUCUUAAUAUAAUGCCUUUUAGAAAUGACAGAGUAUACAGCAAGUUGUCGAAAAAGUGCGUUCGUCUUUGAGCCGAAACACAUCAGUGCGGAAAAAUGGACAGACAAGCCUAGAUUGGCAUAAUAAAAGGUGGAUCUAUUUCAAGUCCUUCUGGUAGACGUAGAAAACAUAAUCAAUAGUAUUGUUAACGUCGUGUUUACAUGGCGACUUGAUUGAACCGAAACUUAUGCUCAAACAAGGCAUUUGGAUCCAGUAAAGAGUCCACAUUGGCCAACCUAAAUCAGCCCAUAAAAUAUUCUGUUGCAAAUAACUGCCGCCUCGAAAAUGAUAUCGUGAUCUCGGUUAAUAGUUGCUACUAAUUUUUUAAAUAGGGUGAAAUCCGAUUUAUUAAAAUCAUACCUUGGCUCUCCAAGACUUGAGUUGGAUGGCCUUGCCAGAUUAGACUUCACCGCCGUUUGAUUGUAUUGAUGCAUUAAGUAACGUAUGAUGAGAAUUCUCAGGUUAAGGAGAAAUGCGAACAACGACCAUCCGAGAAUUCCAGCACAUUAGAAAAUAUUAGGUCCAAGUUCCUAUUAUUUUUAAUAAGAAUAUCAUUUCGCCUAAAAAGCCUAACUCACAAAUGUCAAUCGCAACCGUCGGCAAAAUCAAGAUCAAAACAUUUGCAAAAAUCCGACUUGGGCAUACCAUUGCAACACCUUAAUGGAUCUUUAAGAAUUCUACUCCUCCGACAUGUGACUGUGGACAACGUCUUACGAUUACACAUAUAUAACACUUGGUGAAUACCGAAACCUUUCUAAAA